AUGGAAAACAAUUCCAGCACUCCCUCGCUUGUGGGAUUCUCCGUGAGAGACACUGACGACUCCAAUAACCCAGAUUUCAGCGACGACAGAAGACCUAGUGUACCCGGCGCGCGGUCGUCGUCGCAGCUACUGGAAAAAAUACAUUCGUCAACUCAGCUCAAUAAGCUGGAGACGCCCUACACCACCGUAGAUGAGCUGAAUCGUGAGGGUGCGCUAUUGACCGACGAUAACGAAGUGGACCUUGAUCAAGUCGUCCAUGGCAAGCUGGACGACCCUGGCGCUUUGAAAAAAGCGCUUCUCAAGAAGAAGAACAAACAGGCGACAGCUGCCGGGAUAUCUGGAAAUCACAGAGGUCGGGUCCCGUUGCCUUCAUCAUCGACCCCGUCGAUCGCUUCGUCUUCUUACUCGCCCUCUCAAACACGCAGCUCGUCGCUAGUGACAUCCACAGACCCAGUUCACGGCUCCGUCUCUGCUUCUCGCCUUGGCAAUACCGCAGGCAACUUCCCGCUUCGCGAAAAUGAGAAAGACAACGAUAAGAUUCGUAACUCUUACGGCGAGUUCAUUUCAAACAGAUCUCAUCGUCCUCACUUGGCGGGCGGUGAUUCGUACCAAAGCACCACAGGCCAUGAAAGUGAGGACUCGCCCAGAGAACGUUCUGGCAGAACGUCGCGCAAAGAGGAUGCUUCUAGAGGCUACUUGAGAUCCCUUUCCCGCUCACUAAGUCGUGAUCCAAACAAGGCCCACGACCAAGAAGUUCUGGACGAUGCGCUAAUGUACAGCACCAACAAUUACCGUAUCUCAAGAAUUGAUCUCGAAAACGCCCCACACGUGAUCAAAGAAGAAAUAGAAGAAGAACAAGAUCAAGGAGCCCUUUUGAAUGAUGAAGGCGACGACCAGUACAGCCCAGAUUUGCAAGAGGCGGCAUCUGACCAGUGUAAGAAGUUGUAG
Lachancea nothofagi CBS 11611 is the source of this 948-nucleotide messenger RNA. Lineage: Eukaryota; Fungi; Ascomycota; Saccharomycetes; Saccharomycetales; Saccharomycetaceae. The record is from the annotation of a GenBank genome assembly.